This is a messenger RNA of Closterium sp. Yama58-4, 1581 nucleotides long. The record is from the annotation of a GenBank genome assembly. Lineage: Eukaryota; Viridiplantae; Streptophyta; Zygnematophyceae; Desmidiales; Closteriaceae.
AUGCCGAAGCCGUGUGACGCCUGUCAAAGCGUCACGGCAUUGCUCUACUGCCGAGCAGAUUCCGCCUAUCUCUGCGCCGGCUGCGACGGCAAGAUCCAUGGCGCAAACAAGCUCGCCUCGCGACACGAGCGCGUCUGGGUGUGCGAGGUCUGCGAAAUGGCGCCAGCGGCUGUAACCUGCAAAGCGGACGCCGCGGCGCUCUGCACGACGUGCGACGCCGACAUUCACAAUGCGAACCCGCUCGCGCAACGCCAUGACCGAAUUCCCGUCGUCCCGUUCUACGAAAGCCCUUCCAUGGUCAAAGUCGCCCAUAUCCAAUCCGCUGUAAACGGAAUCGUUCUUCCCGGAUCCGAUCUCCUUCACCCGGGGGAACACGGCCUCAAGGGGCUCGGCCUCCAUUUAUCCGAGCGGAACCAGGAACACCUCGGUCAUAACCAUCCCGAUAAUGAGGAAGCCUGUGACGAGGAUACAGCCGGCGAUACGGCCAGUUGGCUCCUCAACCCGUCCCUCAACCCCGCUGCCGCCGCCGCCGCCGCCGCUGCCGCUGCCGCUAGUCGACUCGGCAGCAGCAGCGACCCCUUGUCGUCUCUCCCGUUCUCUAACAUCGGCCUCUAUCCUCCAUCUCUCGGCCUCAACCCGACGUCGCUCCUCCCCCACCCGAACGCUCUCUCGCUCAUGAUGAAACCCCCUACUUCUUCCCCCGCGAUCCCCGCCGCUGCCACCGCCGCCGCCGCAGCCGCUGCCACGAUGAGCGGCGCGCUCCCGCAGUCUCGGCUCAUGAAAGCAGGAGGCGCGGAGGGAGGAGCAGCAGCAGCAGGAGCAGCAGGAGGAACAGGAGGCGCAGAUCUGUUGUUCGACGUCGACCCAUUUUUAAAUCUUGAGACGUUUGCAGCUGCUAGCGCUCAUAACCAUAGUCACAACCACCACGCCCUUGCUCAUGGUCAUCUCGCCGCGGCUGGGGGUCUGCCGACUAGUGCGCAGCUGCUGCAGAGCUUGGCUGCCGGGGCUGGCUUAGGUUCGACGGGGCUAGGUCCGGCGGGUCUGGGAGGCGCGGGUUUCGGUUCGGCGGGGAUCGGGAGGGUCGCGAAGGACAGCAUGGUUCCUGUUCAUACGACCGAUGUGCGACAAUGCUCGCCCUCCAUUUCUAACGCGUCUUCGUUCGACACUCGCGCGCUUCGGGCGCUACCGUUGGCGACUCCGGGGACUUCAGGAAGUUUGUCACCAUCCGCGCUCGAUAAUGGAGUCGUGCCAGACGUGCUGGGUCGACCUAACUCGCUCGACGGAAGCAUGGCUUUGCCGUUUGAUGCUUCUCCGCAUGGAGCGGUGGGAGCGACGGCCGGUAACAGCCCGAUGGUGGCGAUGGCUCGCGAAGCUCGCGUGAUGCGGUACCGCGAGAAGCGGAAGAACCGGAAGUUCGAGAAGACGAUUCGCUACGCAUCGCGGAAGGCCUACGCCGAGAGCCGACCCAGAGUAAAGGGUCGCUUCGCCAAGAGAACUAACAAUACCGAAGAGGCUUCUACAGUGGAAUUUUCUGGUGCAACCACGGAGUCGAGCUUCGGGAUGGUUGCCGCCUUCUCUUGA